GACCACCGUCCAGCUGCUGGGCUCCUCCGCCUCCAGUGGUCAGAAUGCAUGUGUUAAUUCCACGAGCACUGAGUGAGCCGGGCCAACAGUUGUUCAGGAAGUAAAGUGUGUUGCUACGAUAUCACGUGCCGCUGAAUAAUAGGACUGUCUAAGUUGUUAGUCUGUUCGUGUUUAGCAAUAUUGUCUGCCACUGUAGACUUUGGUACUUUAGUGUUUGUUCAUCUGUGGUGGAAGCUGAACCCUCUAAGUUUCCACAUCGCUGAUAAACUAUGUUGACCAGUUGUCGAUAUGGGAACAUUGCCCAGUGUCCCGUAUCUCAAACUCCUCACCCUUCAACUGACCACUCUUCGAUAGGGCUGACCAACUUUCCCUUCAAUAACGUGACACCCGAGCGAUGUUACAAUUUUUCCCCGAUUAUGGUGGAACAUUGGGCCGGCAUUAAAGCAGACAUGACGCCGGUGUCUCUAGGUGACCAAGAAGGUGUUCAACAACAACAGAGUGCCCAACAGUGCGCUAUUUGUGGAGAUAGAGCCACAGGAAAGCAUUACGGAGCAGCUAGUUGUGAUGGCUGUAAAGGAUUCUUCAGGCGGAGUGUCCGCAAGAACCACCAGUACACAUGCAGAUUUAACAGAGGCUGUGUGGUGGACAAGGACAAGAGGAACCAGUGUCGCUAUUGUCGUUUGAAGAAGUGUUUCAGAGCAGGCAUGAAGAAAGAGGCGGUUCAGAAUGAGAGAGAUCGAAUCAGCUGCCGGAGACCAAGUUAUGACGAGGCACUGCAUUCUGCUGGUCUAUCGCUUGGUGUGUUGCUUAAUGCUGAAAUGUAUUCUAGACAACAGUUGGGACCCCAACAAAAUGAAAUAGUCCUAGCUACUAAAAAAGUGGCUACGAUAGCUGAUGUGUGUGAAUCAAUGAAACAGCAGUUGUUGAUACUUGUGGAGUGGGCAAAAUACAUCCCGUCAUUUUCAGACCUGCCCCUCGAUGAUCAGGUGGCACUUUUGAGAGCUCAUGCCGGAGAACACCUUUUACUUGGUCUUGCCAGGAGGUCUAUGAAUGUGAAGGAUGUUUUGUUGCUGGGUAAUAACUUCAUCAUUCCACGUCAUUCCUCUGAAACUGAUAUUAGCAGAAUAGGAUGUAGAAUUAUGGAUGAACUUGUGACAACAUUACGAGAAGUUAAUGUGGAUGAUACUGAAUUUGCUUGCUUAAAGGCCAUAGUGUUUUUCGAUCCUUAUGCUAAAGGUCUGAGUGACACUAUGAGGAUCAAGUUACUUCGUUGUCAAGUCCAGACCAGCCUAGAAGAUUAUAUAAAUGACCGACAAUAUGACUCUAGGGGGCGCUUUGGGGAGAUCCUAUUGACAAUCCCUCCACUUCAAAGUAUCACAUGGCAGAUGAUUGAACAAAUACAGAUUGCAAAGAUAUUAGGAAUGGCUAAAAUUGACAAUCUUCUACAAGAAAUGUUGUUAGGAGGUAUGACAUCACAGAUGCUUUAUCCUCCUGGUACAGGUGCCACUGGAGAACAAGGAGGCUCCAUGGGUCCACCCACAACAGGUCUUUCCUUACCAUCAGCUCCCUCAACUUCUCUCCACCACUCAGUACUUCAGAACCCAAUUGCACAUCUUACCAAUAGCCAUAACAGCCAGAGUAACCACCUAACCAAUGGCCACCCUGAAACUCCAAUUCCAUCACCUUCAGAUACUUAUAAGGUUCAUCAGCCACUUGGUAGUCAGCCCUUUAAGAGAGAGAUGCUUGAGACUGACCCGGCCUAUUAACUUGUUCACCAAGAAGCAUUUCAUAAAUGAGAAGUAUCUAAACUUGCCACCUGGUGCUCAUAAAUAACUUCAUUUAUCAACAGUUAUUUUAUGCCAGUGAUCAUUAGUUAGUACAGACAACAGGGACUACCCUUUGUGGUAGUGGUUAAAAUAAAACUGGUAAUGGAAGCCAGUCCUAAUUAACUGAAAAAAAGGUUAUAUCAGUGGUCAUUCAGUGACGAUCCAUUGAUCAUGUAAUUUUCAUAUUUAGUUUACUGUAAAAAAACUCAUUGAAACAAAUUCUGAAUAUAUCUUUGAACUUUACUUUUUUUUUUCAUAAUGUCUUACAUUAGUAGUACUAAACAUUCAAAAUAUAAUAACAAAAGGAUGCUACAUUAGGUUAUAAGAAUUUGGCUGCUACAUUUUUCACUUGUACAAAUGUUGCAAUCAGGUGCCAGACCUAAAUUACAAAAACUAUAUUUACUGGUCAGUUAUCUACAGCAGCUAAAUGCAGAUGCCAGACCUAAAUUACAAAACUAUAUUUACUGGUCAUUUAUCUACAGCAGCUAAAUACAGAUGCCAGACCUAAAUUACAAAACUAUAUUUACUGGUCAGUUAUCUUCAGUAGCUAAAUACAGAUACCAGAUCUAGAUCACAAAACUGUUUACUGUUCAGUUAUCUUCAGCAGCUAAAUACAGAUGCCAGACCUAAAAUUGCAAAACUAUAUUUACUGUUCAGUUAUCUACAGCAGCUAAAUGCAGAUGCCAGACCUAAAUUACAAAACCAUUUACUGUUCAGUUAUCUUCAGCAGCUAAAUACAGAUGUCAGAUAUAGAUCAUAAACCCAUUUAUGUUCAGUUAUCUACAUCAGCUAAAUGCAGAUACCAGAUCUGGAUUACAAAACCAUUUAUUGUUCAGUUAUCUUCAGCAGCUAAAUACAGAUACCAGAUCCAGAUCACAAAACUGUUUACUGUUUGGUUAUACACAGCUGCAAAAUACAGAUACCAGAUCUGUAUCACAAACCUAUUUACUGUUUGGUUAUACACAGCUGCUAAAUACAGAUACCAGAUCUAGUUCACAAAACCAUUUACUGUGCUGUAAGCUACAUCAAAAACUUAAAUGAAAUACUUGAAUAGUUUUACAAAUAUAUUAACUGUGAUCCUUAAAGAUGAGCCAAGUUAUGUGCUACUGCUGGCAGUAAGAAUUUUAUAUAUAUAUAUAUGUUUUUUUUCCAUGAGGUGUGUAGAAUAUUAAAGUUAGUAGAGUACUCUAUUUUUGAAAAGUUUGACUUCAAGCAGUAUAUAUAUUAGAAAAAUUCCAAGAUGUAAACUAUUUUGUGAAAUUGUGCCUUAACGUUACGAGACAUGUUGAUCUCAGUCCUAUACAGUUUUUAAAACAGGUUUUAUGGUACUUGUUAAAGUAACAACAAAAGAUGUUUAUAUUAUUAACACAUCAGUCACAGAAGACCUUUAAAAGAUCUACUAUGAAUAAAAACCAAGUUUUUAUUAGUAUACUCUAAAUUACAUACUAAAAAAUUGUUGUGUUAGCUAUGAAUAUAAUCAGUAAAAGUGUUAACAGCACUACACAAACAAUAGUAGUACUAAAACAAUACUUCAUUCACAAACUAACUGUCAAAACAAUGAUAAUGACAGACUGUAUUACUACUUUUAUAAUUUAAGUAUUUACUCCUAUAAAAACAAUUAAAAUUAGAAAAAAAUUAUCAAUUACAAAAAAAAAUAAAAAAAUUCAACCACCUUAAAGUUUUUUAAUAAUAUAAUGCACUGAUUUUAUUAAAAUGCACGCUUGAGAUGUUAAAGCAUUCAGAAUUAGCACAUAGCAUAGUACAUACCAGUGUCAGUUUAAACAGAAAUUAGAUUGUGGACUGAUUAAAAUAUAAACAACACAUAAAGAAUGAAACAACAAAUUUUUACAUUUCUUUUUCAACAUACAGUAUAUUAAUCCAAGUUUGAGUUGAUAGGAAUCUUUAAAAUUGGUUUGAGCUUGAUACUGAAACUAAGUUGAGUCUAGUCUAGCAUAUUUGCAACAGUAAAAACCGGUUUAUAUCCAGUCCAUCAAAAUACAUUUUUUUAAAUAAAAAAUGCAUGCUGCAAAUUAUAGUGGCAUUGCUUUAUUUCCAGUAUUAAAUUCUUGAUUGCUAACAUGCUUUAAAAACUGAAGUGUGUGCUCUCUCUCUCUCUCUCCAUUAAUUAAAAACCAACCACAGAAUAGAUGGGAUUGUUACUUCUGUUCAGUAAUCAGACCAGAAGUCUAGGUAGUCUUUGUGUAAAUAGUGGUAGUUUGUUAAAGAUGCUAGUGAGUAGAUUAGGUUCAGUACCAGCUGGGUGAGUGAAAGUCUAGUCUCAAGACUAGAGGUUGAUAUUAAAUCUCAGGUGUCUUAGAUAUUUGUGUUGUGACUGAAAUGACUAGACUGAGAUAUGAAAAAAAUUAUCUCAAAUAUACCAAAAUAUUUUUAGUAUGUGAUUUACUACUUUUCAUUUUUGCUUUAUGUGAUUUUUAAAAAUUUGUUUUUCAUGAUUAAUUUCUUUACUGUAUGAACUAUGUUUAUUAAAGGGUCAAUGCAAUAUAUUAUAAGUUUCAGUGCCUUGGCUUACUCAUUAUAUUACUAAUUUGUUUGUCCACAAAAUGUGUUAUCAAUGGUGAUAUAACAACCACAUAUAAGAGAAAAAGACUACUGAGAACUUUACAAACUGAAUCAUUUCAUCAAUUUAGAACUUAAUUUUUUUUUGUGCUUUUUUUUUAUAAUCCAAUCCAUGUCUACAAAGUCUGUGCCAAAACUCAUUCUGCCCAUUUGGCAUGUAUUGAUUACACUGUACAUAAAUAAAGCUAUUUUGAUUAAAA
This is a messenger RNA of Limulus polyphemus (Atlantic horseshoe crab), 4603 nucleotides long. RefSeq names its product hepatocyte nuclear factor 4-gamma-like. The transcript has 7 exons. The coding region runs from base 270 to 1766 and encodes 498 amino acids. NCBI's taxonomy places the organism in Eukaryota, Metazoa, Arthropoda, Merostomata, Xiphosura, Limulidae. The record is from RefSeq and is a predicted model, not a curated record. Gene Ontology annotation, molecular function: zinc ion binding; RNA polymerase II cis-regulatory region sequence-specific DNA binding; nuclear receptor activity. Gene Ontology annotation, biological process: regulation of transcription by RNA polymerase II; cell differentiation; anatomical structure development. Gene Ontology annotation, cellular component: nucleus.